Lonchura striata (white-rumped munia) is the source of this 4262-nucleotide messenger RNA. RefSeq names its product V-type proton ATPase subunit S1. The record is from RefSeq and is a predicted model, not a curated record. Gene Ontology annotation, molecular function: ATPase activator activity. Gene Ontology annotation, cellular component: proton-transporting V-type ATPase complex. NCBI's taxonomy places the organism in Eukaryota, Metazoa, Chordata, Aves, Passeriformes, Estrildidae.
CGGGAGCAGCGUCAGGCGCAGCGCAGCGCAGCGCUCCCGCCCGCGCGGUCCCUCCGCCCGGCCAUGGCUCCGGCCCUGCCGCUCCGCGCCCUCGCCCUGCUGCUCCCAGCCGCCCUGGCCCUGCACCAUGUGCCGAUGCUGCUUUGGUCGACUCAGAGAUCACAGUGGAAUCCAGACAUUGUGGUGCACGAAGGACAAGUUGUCUCAGCACAGGAGCUGACAGCACUCUUGCAACCUCUCUUUACCCAGAACUCCAGAAACCUCGUCCUGUUCCUGCAAGAUAGGCUUAGCAUAGAUGAUUUCACAUACUUCAGUGAAUCCUAUGGCAACAGGAAUCCAUUUCAAAAUGUUCAGGAAAUUCUUCAGUCUUCUCCGUCAUCUUUAGUUUUGCCAGCUGUUGACUGCAAGGCUACCAGGUAUCUCCUGAAUGUUCUUCAAGAAUCAGGAGAUUGGAAGUUAACAAAUGUAACUAAUCUCAAUGUCUCUCAGCUGGAAGUGAAUGCAUCUAGCCCAAACUUACUGGUGGUUCAGCUACAGCCACUUGCCAGUGAUAUAAAAGACAUUUCCACCUUGGAAGCAAUUGCUGAAAAUGACAAAAUAAUUGGAAGAGUGACCAUGGAUCUGCAGGAACGAGGGAUUCAUUUUUCAGUCAUUUAUACUGCAGUAAGACCUUCAAGGAAUUCUAGAAGAACUGAUGUGGUGGCAGAAUUGAGACGACAAUUAAUGGCUGCUGAAGAAGAAGAAAGUUCAUCAUAUCCUCCUCUGAAUGUAACCACUGGAAAUUACACAUGCAUCCUUUUCUAUGCUAGUAAUUUUAGCCUCAAAGCCAACAGUUCAGUUUUAAUAGAUUUGACAAAUGCAACAUUUUUAACACAGAAUGUGGAUAUUUCUGCCUCUGAGUGCUCAGACAGCAACACAACAUUGUCAUUAAAAUACACAAAUCCAGUGAAUGGAAUCAGCAGCCUGGAGAUAAGGUUUUUAAUGACCAACAAGUUCUAUGAAGUCUCGGCUAGAAGAUGGUCCACUUUACAUUUAGUUGAGAUUGUACAAGAUGGAGAAAAGUUAGCUAAAUUUAAUGUUUCUGGCAUCUCUGCCCCUGCAGAGUAUUCAUUUCAUUGUCAGCUGGUGGGAACAAGCAAUCUCUAUCCUGCAAGGCUGGUUCCAUCCAACACUGAGGCAAAAAAUUGGGAUGUUUUCAUUUCCAAGUUGCAAAUUCAAGGCUUCAACAUUAUAAACAACCAGUUUUCCUAUGCAAGUGACUGUACAGGUUUCUUCACUCCUGGAAUUUGGAUGGGCUUGGUGACAUCUAUAAUUUUACUGUGGAUCCUGACCUAUGGAAUACAUAUGAUCAUGCAGCUCACAACAAACAGCAGAUUUGAUGAUCCCAAAGGUCCAGCUCUAUCAGUUCCUCAGACAGAAUAGCCAUGGGUUGACUUAACGCCACUGUGGCUUUUCCGGGUCUGAUGUUUAUGAUUUUUAUAACCUUUUUACUUCAUAAUAUGUUUAACUUAAAAAAGAUAUCAUAGGAAAAGCAGAUGAUUAAACUACAUAUAAAAAUUAUCCUUGUGUUUGGAAACAGUAAUAAUUCUAUCUAUUAUUAUGAUCAUUUGUUAACAGCUUUUUGUGUUAAGGUUCUAAAGUGAGACUCUGGAGGUUAUUACUCUCUGUGGCUAUUAGAAAGACCAUUAAAAACUUCCUUCAGAUUAACUUCUAUUGGCAAAGAAAACAUACAAAAACACGAAUAAUUGGGAAUGAUAAAAAAUUUGAUUAUAAACUAUAUAUUGAAAAUACUGUUAAAGCCUCUUUAGUGUCAUGAUGAUGUUACAUCUUAAGAAAUUUUAAGUGUGUUUUGAAAUUUUUUAUCUUGAGUAAAACAUCCAGAAAUGUACAGAACUAAUAAAGUAUAAAUCACUAAAUAAAUGGUACUGAGAAGUCUUUUCAAAAUACAUCACUUUGUUCAGAUGUGGUAUCACAAAGGAGAGUGGGUAGAUUAAGGUUUAGCUUCCAUCUACUGUUAUCUAACACUUGUGAGAAUUUUGUCGAACAACGCUGACUUGUGUUUGCUUUAGCAAUGGGCAGCUGAUGGGAGGUCAGUCAGUGACAGAUAGGUCCUUGUCCAAACUGAUCACAAAAUUAUAUUUGGUAUCACAGCAAUGAGUCCAAAUUUUCAGGUUGAGAACUUAUUAUGACUGAAUGUGCUGGUGCAGACAGCAUCUUAACAGAGAUAAGGUAGUUUUCUUAGUCUCUUCCAUUUUCCAGGCAACUUUGGAAAAGUUAUGAAGUUCACAAAAAAGGAAAAAUAAUAAGAUAAAAAAUCAUUAGAAGCACUGUGUCAAUGUGCUGUUUAAAUCUGAGCAUUUUAUGGUCAUCUCAGUGCUUCUAGAAGCCUGAAAACAUUCAUUGUGUUCUGUAUUCUUCUGCAAUUAAUACAAACACUGCAUCUUCUAACUGGGUAAUCUGAUUAUGGAAUGAAUUACUAAAUUUUAUGUAGAACUGGGAAAUAGUAAAAUGCAAUGAUAAAAUGGUAAAAAAAGGUAAAAAUAUAUGACUUUCAUUAUUUCUUUUCGAACAUUUUUAUGACUGUGCAUAUUCAAUUAGUAGUUUAAAACCCACAGAAUAUAAUUUUGACAAAAUUACAUUCAUAAAAUGAGAAAAAUUCUAACUUUUCUGAUCUUGAUCCAUGUAAUGGUACAAUGAUACAGAGGAAAGGCAGUUAGAAUCAACUAUUUAUCUAGACAGACAAGAGUUUCUAUCCAUCAUUUCUGGGUGUCACACUUUUAUUAUGCAGUCCAAAAAGUAGAUUAAAUGCUGCUGUCUGAAGCUAUUCCUUCUGAAUCAUUCAAUCCUGACCUGGAAAACAAAAGGAGAGUGUCGCAUAACUAGCAGAGGUGUCUCCUGUGCUGUAAUAUUUUUCUCAAAUGCUUUUCUGAACCUCAAAAAGUGCACUUGAUCUAAAUGGAACCUCUGUGUUAAAAAGGCUUAUUUUCUCUGCACAAAUUAGUUGCCAGGAGACAACUGGACUUGUUCUAUUAAUUCUCCCUUCAAAGCAAGUUGUGUGAAUAUGACAACAGAAAAUUGACAUAAUAGUCAUGUAACUAUAGCUAGAAGAGGGAAAUGCUAUGCAAAGAACUUGAUUCAUAGAAAAAAAAACUUUCUUAGGACUUUUAUCAAGCUUCAGCAAAAUUUGGAAAAUAUUUUGUUCAACAGCGGCAAUAAAAAGAGCUGAAGAAGAUCUUUAUCGGGCCUCUUAGCUUAGGAUUCUGUCUCCAGCAGUGGUAUGAGUAUGGAGAGCAUCUGUUAGUGCUCCCUGCAGAUGUUCUCCAUUCUCCACCAUUUAGCUCAGGUACUUCCACUACCAGAAGUGUUGCCUUUUUAUUUAAUAACUCUGGGUAUAGCUAUAGCCCAUAAAUUUGUCCAGCCUACUCUUGAGCCUGUUGGUUCUUAUACAGCUCACAGUGUCCUGAUUAUAAUAUGGCACUGGGAAUGCUUAUAUCCUCUCUUGCUUGCCUAGGAUGGACUCUGGAGAAGAGGGCAAGGAAACAUUCUCCUAUUUACUGUACCAUGAGGAAAAGCCUCUUUCAAAAGAGCUGUUUGAUGUGUUUGGCAUCACCUUCACCAAGGUGAAGGUGAAGGCAUUUUUAAUAGAGAAAAGCUUUUUCUUCCUACCUUCUCUCACAGCAAGGAUACCAUGCUUUGCCAAGCAGGGCCUUUGAAGGCAUAUAGUCUGUUUCUAUAGCGACUUGGGAUGUCUUUGUAAUGGAAAGAUCAAACCACAGGCUUAUCCUCGUGACGUCUGUGCUGGAAAACACAUCAGGAAAAGAAAGGAACUAUCUGCAGCUCUGGCUGUCCUGUGGGCCAGGUGGGCUGGGCUCUGGGGACAAUGGAAAGGAAGUGUCUGUCAUGGAAAGGAAGUGUUCUCUGUCCACAUGGGAUGGGCUCUCCUUGGCUGGCUGGCAAAAACCCACCAUGCUGCUCAGGCCUCAUCUCACAGGGACCACCCCUGCUGACAGCAUCUGGACACGGAUAUCCAAAACCCCAUCUCAGAGGACCAUGCAGGCUGCUGGAGUCCCCAUGCCCUCUGAAAGCCCGGCAGCUGCCCAUCACACUUCCUGGGGCUGGAGACAAGGACAACUGAUCACUGCGUUCAGCAGGGCUGGCUUCCUUCUUUGUAAAUAGGACUGUGCCUCAGGAAAUUCCAGGAGGAUUUUGCACCUGUCUGUGUUUGUUUCCAUUUCUGAAUAAAGUUGAAACCCUGUCAGGAG